This is a messenger RNA of Salarias fasciatus (jewelled blenny), 3926 nucleotides long. Its product is annotated as pre-B-cell leukemia transcription factor 1. Gene Ontology annotation, cellular component: nucleus. The record is from RefSeq and is a predicted model, not a curated record. The coding region runs from base 43 to 1332 and encodes 429 amino acids. Gene Ontology annotation, biological process: regulation of DNA-templated transcription. The transcript is spliced from 9 exons. Gene Ontology annotation, molecular function: DNA-binding transcription factor activity, RNA polymerase II-specific; DNA binding. Lineage: Eukaryota; Metazoa; Chordata; Actinopteri; Blenniiformes; Blenniidae.
AUUUAGAAGGCAGGAGGUUGGGGGGGAAAGAGCGAAGCCGCGAUGGACGAGCAGCCGAGGCUGAUGCACUCUCACGCCGGGGUGGGCAUGGCAGGGCACCCCGGCCUGCCGCAGCACAUGCAGGAAGGCGGCGGGGCGACGGACGCCGACGGCAGGAAGCAGGACAUUGGAGACAUUUUACAGCAAAUCAUGACCAUCACGGAUCAGAGCCUGGAUGAAGCCCAAGCCAGGAAACACGCGCUGAACUGUCACAGAAUGAAGCCAGCUCUUUUCAAUGUCUUGUGCGAAAUCAAAGAGAAAACAGUGCUGAGCAUCCGCGGCGCCCAGGAGGAGGAGCCCCCGGACCCGCAGCUCAUGCGGCUAGACAACAUGCUGCUGGCGGAGGGCGUGUCCGGACCGGAGAAAGGCGGCGGGUCGGCCGCCGCCGCCGCAGCGGCCGCCGCCUCGGGAGGCGCAGGGGCGGACAACUCGGCCGAGCACUCCGACUACAGAGCCAAGCUGUCCCAGAUCAGACAGAUCUACCACACGGAGCUGGAGAAGUACGAACAGGCAUGCAACGAGUUCACCACCCAUGUGAUGAACCUGUUGCGAGAGCAGUCGCGCACGCGACCCAUUUCACCCAAAGAGAUCGAGCGCAUGGUGAGCAUCAUCCACCGCAAGUUCAGCUCCAUCCAGAUGCAGCUCAAGCAGAGCACCUGCGAGGCCGUCAUGAUCCUGCGCUCCCGCUUCCUUGAUGCCAGGCGGAAAAGACGAAACUUCAACAAGCAGGCAACAGAGAUCCUGAAUGAGUACUUCUACUCACACCUCAGUAAUCCCUACCCGAGUGAGGAGGCUAAAGAGGAGCUGGCAAAGAAGUGCGCCAUCACAGUGGCCCAGGUUUCCAACUGGUUUGGGAAUAAAAGAAUCAGAUACAAGAAAAACAUUGGUAAGUUCCAAGAAGAAGCCAACAUGUACGCUGCGAGAACUGCCGUCAAUGCGGCUAAUGCAUCCUCACAUGGAAGCCAAGCAAAUUCACCCUCAACUCCAAACUCUGCAGGUUCUGCUGGCUCUUUUAACAUGUCAAACUCCGGGGACUUGUUCAUGAGCGUGCAGUCUCUCAAUGGGGACUCGUACCAGGGGGCUCAGGUGGGAGCCAACGUGCAGUCGCAGGUGGAUACCCUUCGCCAUGUUAUCAGUCAGACAGGCGGAUACAGUGAAGGACUCACAGCCAACCAGAUGUACAGUCCGCAGGGCAUCAAUGCAAACGGCGGCUGGCAGGAUGCUCCCACCCCUUCGUCAGUGACUUCGCCCACAGAAGGACCCGGAAGCGUUCACUCCGACACCUCCAACUGAUUCCCACAGUCUCACUUCUCCCCCCGCCCCCCUUCCUGAACCGUCAGCCCACCCACCACUUCUCCUCCUCCCCCCGGGGUGGGGGGGGGCGACUGGACGAAACACACACACACACACACACACACACACACACACACACACACACACACACACACACACACACACACACACACACACGUGGGGGAGGGCGACGAAGUUGUUAACUGUUUACGGACUGACAAAAAAAAGAAAAGAAGAAGAAGAAGACGUUUUUGUUGUCUGGACCUUCAUCGCCGGCCGACUCGGACUCCCGUCUGCUCCUCAAACAUUUGUACAGUUUUCCGCUCGUCGUCCAUGUUUGCGUUUCUGUUUUUCCUUCUUCUUCUUUCUCAUUGUGUUCACAGUCAGCCUCUCACUCCCCCCACGGUGUAAAUUUAUAACUGCACUCAAACAACCUUCUGCUCAAAGUCAACAGCAGACUGAACAUUGAAGAAAAAAAAAAGCUCUUCUGUUUUUACACCUUUGUUUUGUAUUUUUGCUGCAGACUUCCUGCCGUCUCUUUGUCGUUUCUUUUCUGAUCUCGAGUGCCAAAGUUCAGCCCUGGGUCCUGUGAAGGUUUCUGUCUCUGGUCCGAACGCCGUUUCCCUGCUCCAGACCGGUUUCUUCACUGGUCUCACUCUCAUUCAGACAUUUAGGGUGUUUCUCUGUGGUUUUGUGUGAUGCUUCAUGUUGUAGAAGUGGAUGAACUGAAAAAGCAGGAGCUGCUGAAACAGCCAUCAUGUAACCAAGCACAACAUUUGAGAAAAUCAGAUGAUUAGUAAAGUGCUGUUCAGUCCACCGAUUGGAUACGACUAAACACACAAAUAUAUGCAAUUUAAUUUGUGUCAAAAUUAAAUAACGGAAACAGUGAACAAGAACUUCCUGUUUCUUCAUGAUCUGGACAAAAAUGUGUUUCGACGAGGGGGUUUUAAAUUAUUUUAAUUAAAUUAAACCACCAUUAUCUGUAUUGACUCAGAUUUUGCCAUCUGUGAAAUAGAAACAGGAAACAAAGACAGAAACGAUCGUCAGGUUUAUCUCCUCGUGUCGUCCUGAGCUCAUCUGAUCAGACUAAAGUCGUUCGAUUUCGGAGAGAAGACCUGAGAUUUUAAUCACAACUGAGCAUUUCAGUGCUUUUUUUUUUUCUUUUACACUUUCUCUAGAGACAUGUGGGAACAGUUUUCUCUUUUCAUAACUGAGUUUAAAAGUAUUUUCAGCCUGGAUCAGUUCUUCUGUUGCAUUUGGGUAAAUAGAGGUGAUUUUAGAGAACCGGAUUCAGUCUGAUUUACUGACAAGAUCCAAACAUAUUAGGGGUUAGAAUUCCAAACGUAUAAAUAUUAUAUCAGAAAUCUAUUUUUUUAAGCCCAGGUUUUCCACACAGAUCAGGCUGUAGUGAAGUCUGAUUUUAACAGAUCUCACGUCGUCUCUCUGAAUUCAAGCCGACUUUCAGUUGGAAAACAGAAUAAAUGGCUGGUUUGGAACUGUCCGAAGUCCAUUCAGUGACAAUUCUGUUUGGGCGGUUGUUUUGUUAUCACGUUUAGUCUGUGACGUGAUUCUGUUUGCGUCCGGCUGAAGUCAUGGUGUGAAACGGCGUUUUCUUUGUUCGGCGUCUCUUUUAAACCGACCUUCCCUCCGUCCGUCACUUCCAGAUGUGGAAUUAAACCUGAGCCGUCGGGCCGUGGCUCGGCGGCGGCGGCGGCUCCUGGGGGGAAUCCUCCUCUCAGUGGUACUGGUGGGUUUCCCAUGAUGCUCCAGUCCUCGUUGAUCAAUGCCAAAAAACUAGCAGCGGUCGUGUUAAUGUGGAUAGAAACAGAAACACCCUGACGGCACAGAAGUCCAGAUGAUGUUUGAAUAUAUUUUUAUGUCUGCAUUUUGUGAAUAGCUCAUGUUUCUUUGUUGGUUUAUUUGCUUUAGAGUUACUUUUCACGCUACAGUUGUAUGUGAAUUAGCCCGAGAACGCUCGCUCUAUAUACAGUAUGUAGAUAUGCACCUUUUACUCGUCUUUCUUUCCUUUUUAUUUCUUUGUUUUUAUUUUUGCAUCCUUGAAUUGAGGCUGUGACCGUUUUUAACGCAGCCCCUUCGAUUUUUGCGUGAAAUCCAGUUUUUGAUUUUUCACGCAGACCCCCGGAUGGCUUCACUCGACAGGGGUGAAAAAUUAUUGUCAACGUCGCCCCCUGGCUGGGAUUUCUAGAUUUACUAAGAAUAAAGAUGCGUUUUUUUAAAAACCGCGGCUUUCUUUUUUUUGUUGGUUUUUAAACAGGUAUUUGUAUUUAUUACACAUGUACAAAGUCGUGGAGAGUUACACCAAAUAAAAUUAAAAGAGAGAGAGAGAGAGAGAGAGAGAAAACCCAGAGAGAGGCCCGAACGACCCCCACCCACCUCCACCCGGCUCCCCGCUCGGCGCCGGAGCCGAGGGGCCGAGCGGCGCCGCAGUGAUGCACAGAUUCCGCCUCAGUCGUGUCUUCAGAAGUCAUUGGAGUGAACUGACAAGGAGCGGCCAUGCACGGCAAAGCACCAGGCUCGGGGUUUUUUUUUUGUUGUUUUGUUUUGUUUUUUCUAUUAUUUUUCCAGGGAGGAAG